Molecule: messenger RNA, 4843 nt
Organism: Scleropages formosus (Asian bonytongue)
Lineage: Eukaryota; Metazoa; Chordata; Actinopteri; Osteoglossiformes; Osteoglossidae
Product: tetraspanin-9
Exons: 7
Coding region: 520-1527 (335 amino acids)
Cellular component (GO): plasma membrane
Source: RefSeq, a predicted model, not a curated record
AGGGGGAGAGAGCGAAGAGGGGAAAGGGGCUGUGCUCCGGUAGGGAGAGGGAAUGCCCGGUGAUCGAGCCCAGCAGAGGAGUACCACAGCCACACUGUGAGCAAGAGGCAGCCUGCAGGGGCAACUGAAUUGGUGCUUAGAGAGGGAGAGCGGGUGAGUGAGGGAGAGAGCCAGCCAGCGAGCGAGGGAGACGAGCGAGGCAACCAGCAAAGUUCUGUGCUCCCUGGGAGCUCUCCUUGUGUCCUGUGGAUCAGGUGGGGGGACAUGAGACAGGCAGGACGAGGAGUUUGAGGAGUGGUCGGUCAGCUGACUUUGGGAUCAAGGCUUGAGGGUCACAGCGUCCCCUCCUGCCGCUGCCUGUCGGACGAACGCUCUCAAACUUUGCAUUUUGCCCUCCUACUUUGGCUCGCGGAACUCUAAGACAGGUGUGCCAGGUGGGGACAGUCCGUGUGCCGGUCCAUUUCCGAGACAUGAUCCACAGGGAGUGGGAGCCCCCCACCCCCACGACCAUCACCCAGCAUGGAGAAGUCGAGUAGCGAGGAGUCCGCUAUCCACCGCAGCCCCUCGCUGGACAGCCACGAGUCGGAGUUCGCCCGUGCCUCUGCCCAGGGCCGCCGCUUUGGGGGCCGCGGUUUCACAGCUGGCGCCUUCUACGGCUCUACAGGACCCCGCGGCCAGUCCACCCCCGGGGCCACUCCACCAGGAGACAAAAGCACCACCAAGAGCAAGUCAGCCAAGAGCAGCAAAUACGUGGUCUUUUACCUGGAUCUGUCCUUUGUGUUCCUUUUAGAGUUCAAGAAGUGCAACUUUGUCCGGUUCUGCCUCUGCUGUCUCAAGUACAUGAUGUUCCUGUUCAACCUCAUCUUCUGGCUGUGCGGAUGCGGUCUGCUGGGCGUGGGCAUCUGGCUCUCCGUGUCACAGGGCAACUUUGCCACCUUCUCACCCUCCUUCCCGUCGCUCUCCGCCGCCAACCUGGUCAUCGCCAUCGGCGCCAUCGUCAUGGUGACCAGCUUCCUCGGCUGCCUGGGCGCCAUCAAGGAAAACAAGUGCCUGCUCCUCGGUUUCUUCAUUGUGUUGAUGAUUAUUCUCCUGGCAGAGCUGAUUUUACUGAUUUUGUUCUUUGCAUACACUGACAAGGUCAGUGAGAAUGCAAAGCAGGACCUGAAGAACGGACUGGCUCUGUACAACACAAAGAACAAUCUAGGGCUGAAGAACGCAUGGAACAUCAUCCAGGCUGAAUGGAAGUGUUGCGGGGUGACAGGGUACACAGACUGGCAUGAGGCUCUUCAGGAGAGUGUGGUGCCGGACCGCUGCUGCCAGGAGCACUACACGGAGUGCGGCCGCAAUGCUACCAACAUGUUCUGGACUCGAGGCUGCUAUGAGAAGGUGGAAGAAUGGCUUGACGAGAAUAAGCACCUCCUAGGAACUAUCGCAAUGUGCAUCCUGGUGGUACAGCUCCUGGGAAUGGCUUUUUCCAUGACGCUCUUCCAGCAGAUUCACAGAACAGGCAAGAAGUACAACGCCUAGCGAGUCCUGGCACUGCGGACCCCAUGGCCCUGUGGGAUACACUCCGGAAGACUACAUAUCCUAGCAUGUCGACGUGGGCACCGCGAGGCGUGCACCUGUCGCUCCCGCGAACCCCCACGGACUCACCUGUCGCCCUCAACCCGUCACCGUCCAUCUCUAUUCUCAGUUUAAUUUGCCAAAGAGAAGUGGGUCAGAAAGGCGCGGAGUGGUGCUUGGCUGUUUUCCCUCACCUUUCGAAUGGGUUUCCUGUUUCCUGGGACUGACGCUGCAGGAAGCAAAUCCAACGGCCCGGAUGCCCCGUGGCUCUAAAGCACAAGUCUGACCCGUAGGACCAGAAAGCCGUGCUGAGAGCUGUGAUGUUCUAACACCGCUGAGGGCAAUGGGUCCAGCUGGGGAUGACUGGUAAUGACAGCUCUCUCCCUGGGUUAAAAGGCACGUCAGUUAUUGUAUUCUUAUUAUUUUUUUUUAAGUUAUCCGAGGAUAACGCUCUUAUAUAAAUGUAAAAGGCAUAGACUUCUGUAAGCAGUGUUUGUAUCGGGUCAUAUUGUGUUUGUUAGGGCUCACAUGAGAUGUUCAGUGCAAACAGGUGAUGUUCCUCAUUUAUCAGACCUCCACGGUCGACUGUCUCAGACAACAGGGCCGCCGUCUUUCCGGGUCGCUUUGCACCGCUGAUUUUGUUUUUGUUCUUUCGUUGUUUUCAUUGCUUUUUUUCCCCCUCGAUGGUUUGGAUAGUCUCUAACACAACUGAACAGCUGUAACAUUCCUGCCCAUUUCCAUCCAGUGUUGCUCCACCCACUGUAGUAGGUACACCAGACACAGAUCAGAGGACGAGAGAUACAGGCUGGUGUCACAGGCUGCCUGCUGCUUCCAGAAAGGUCCACGGGGGGUGCCAACAAACAAGGCAAUGCUCUUUUGAGGUAGCGGUCUCCAGAAGUUUCUUCCAACCUGGGUUCCAGGGCUUCACCACCAUUAGUCUGCUUAGCAGGUGCAGGGCAGGAAGUACCACAUUCGAUCAUACCUGAAACUGCGGUUGUGAACGUACCCAAGAGGGGGUCUGCUGAUGCGCAGAGGAAGUAGCAAUCUGAGGAGUCCUUUGGAAAUUGGGAAACGUGCUAAAUAUGUUUGCUAAGCAGUGAAAAUGUCAAACAGCUGAGCUCAGCCAAGCUCCUGGAGGACUCAGCUGGGGAGGUUCUCAUCCCUCAUUACUCCACUGACAGCUCAGACAGAGAUGAACGGAUUCGGUCGAUGUACCAAAUUAAUCUGCAACCGUGGUGGUUCGCUGCCUGGACGUAACAAAGCAAAGGGAAUCCGUGUUGCCGGGGGAGGAGGAACCUCCUGGAAGUCACUUUUAGAUAAGUAGGCGUGUCAGCAGUUAUGUUGAUGGUACAGUCAACGUCCCCACGCGUAUUUAGGUUCUUUCAAAAAGUUGGCUCCAAUCUUUAGCCUCGUGGGGGAAGUCAACAUUUAAGGUGUACGUUUCGCUCCCAUUGGCUUUUCUGCUCAUUUAGUGUUGGAGGUUUACAGUGUUCAUCUGCCUGCCCGUGGCUGACAUCACCAAUGGGAGGUGGACAGCUGGCUCUGCGGAGGGACGUCUGAAGUCCGGUCGGGUCAUUCUGUGGAGGGUCCGGCUGUGGUGUCACACUUCCCUGUAGGCAGGGCCAACCGUACAUCAACUGAUCCUGUUAGUCCUAAUAGAGCCCCAUACCCACUGGAGGCCCUGCUCAGAGGAUACCACCUCCAAGAGGCUGGGGGAGGGGGGCCUUUGGAAAUCCUGGAAUUCCUUGCUUUGACUGAGAGAGCUAUUGGAUUUCCAAAUAUAUAUUGCUGUGCUCAUAUUUUUUGACAAUACCAGUCACACUGCUGUCAAGGGAAAGCAGCUUUUCCAAAUUAAAAUUGAUCGAAUGUUAUCUAAGGUCAAACCUGCUCCUAGAUGAACUCAACAGCCUUGCAAUGUUAUCCAUAGAAUAUGAUGAAGCAAAAAAAAAAUAGUUUGCGGAACAGAAAGCCAGAGAGCUUUCUUUAAAAUCUUUUUGAAGAUGUUUGAUGUGAGAAUGUAAGCUUAUACGUACAUAUUGUUUUAAUGGAUUGUAAUAGCAUAUAUUCCUGACACAUAAUUUGGAAUAAUAUUUAGUCCAAGAGGCCGCACAAAAAAAGGUCCAAAAUGGGCCCAGUAAUUGUCAGUAUGAGGAUGAAAUAGGUCAUUUUUUUAUGUUAACACUACCUGUAGAUUGUGGUUCAAGCAAAUUUCCCAGCAUCGUUGUUUACUGGCAUUGGUCUAUCGACAGUGUCGUUCAUCACUCACACAUACGGAACACAGUGGUCCCCAAGUUUGCUGCUUGCUUUUUUGACCCAUUCAUGUUAAAAAUGUUGUAGAAAAUACAUGUAUGAAUCUCUGGGUGCAAGUAUGAAUGAUGAAAAGUCCAUUUUGGAUAAACUUGGUCUUCAUUUGUACCUUUCACUCACUUUCAGUAACCGUUUUCCUAAGUCAGGAUAGUGGUGGUCUGGAGCCUAUUCCAGAAGCACAGGGCUAGUCCAUGUAGACCCUGGACGGAUGUCCCUUGCAGGGAAAGCACGCACACAUAGUACCUCCCACGUUCACAUAUUGCAGGCUAUUUAGAGUUCCCAUCUGAAACAUUUGUCCUUGGACUGUGGGAAGAAACACGAGCAUCUAGAGCAAACCCACAGGGACACAGGGAGAACAUGCAAAAUCCACACAGAUUGUUCCAGAUUCGAACCUGUGCGCAAACAGCUCGCGCACUGAAUCACCAUACUUACAAACAUAUGUAUUUCAUGUGCACCUGCCGCAAUUAUUAUAUAUAUAUUAUAUAUUUUUUUUGUUUUUAAUUCAGAAAUACAGGGUAAGUCCAGUGUACAUUAAUCAACAGAACAUCUGUUACUUUUCCUGUUACUUUUAUAAUAAUUCAGCUGCCUUCUUUAAAGUGUAUGUUUCAGGAUAAGGUGUCGGUGUGGUGCAAACCUCCCCUCACCUUUUUUUGGUUCCUUUAUAAAUACUCUGAUACAUUAUAACAACGCAAGUUCUUCCUCCCAAGUAAAGACCUUGAAAUAUGAGUACAGAAAUGUGAAUAAGCCUCAUGCUUGUCUGAUUUUUGAGAAGGUCCAUUGACUUGAUAGAUUAUGAAUUUCCUUCUUGGAUAUGAGCGUGACACAUUUUGUACCCCUUUCUGGAUUUCUUUUCUAAUGUUUCUUUUACUUUGGUAUUUUUAAAUUUAGCAAGCAUCAGCUCCAACUAUUGUCUAUUAGUAUCACUUAUUCAUUUUGAUAUUAUUUGACCUUAUAGUUUUAAAAAAAAAAAAAA